Messenger RNA from Homarus americanus (American lobster), 7761 nucleotides. Its product is annotated as trehalase-like. Gene Ontology annotation, biological process: trehalose catabolic process. Bases 16 to 1950 code for a protein of 644 amino acids. The transcript has 12 exons. NCBI's taxonomy places the organism in Eukaryota, Metazoa, Arthropoda, Malacostraca, Decapoda, Nephropidae. The record is from RefSeq and is a predicted model, not a curated record. Gene Ontology annotation, molecular function: alpha,alpha-trehalase activity.
UGGAGAGUUCCUCUCAUGUCCGGGGGCCACACAGUUGCAACCCAGACCUUGUCGAGGGUAGACGUGUUACGUGUGCUUCUCCCAGUGUUCCUAGCCAAAUCAUCUAGCUGCAUGUCUCGAACGGUAGUGAUGGAACGGCGCCCUGGUUGGUGGUGGAGAGGUGUUGGGGUGGUGGCAGUGGUGAUGACCUUGUUACCCCACCUGGUGAUGACCCAGAACCUGCUUCCUCCUUGUGACAGUGAGAUCUUCUGCCACGGGGAGCUGCUCAAGACAGUACAGAUGGCCCGCCUGCACAACGAUUCUAAGUACUUCGUGGACAUGGGUCUUAAGAACACCACUGAUGCUACCCUCCUAGCCUUCAACCAGCUGAUGGAACGAACUGACAGGGAACCCAGCAAGAAGGAGGUGAAAGCGUUUGUUGACGAGUACUUCCAUGAACCUGGCAAGGAGUUCGAAGAGUGGGUCCCCAGCGAUUGGAACAGCGACCCUGAAUUCCUGAAGAAAGUGGUGGAUCCCGCCCUGGAAGAGUGGGGCCUCAAACUGAACGGCCUCUGGAAGCAGCUCGGCCGUAAGAUCUCUGAAGACGUACAGCUUGAACCUGAUAGAUACUCCCAGAUCUAUGUACCCAACCCAGUCAUCGUCCCUGGCGGCAGGUUCAGGGAGUUCUACUAUUGGGACUCGUACUGGACCAUUGAUGCCCUGCUGCUGUCACAGAUGAACGAGACGGUGAAAGGGAUGUUGGAGAACUUUGUCGAGAUGGUCAAGGAAUAUGGAAUGGUGCCCAACGGAGGCCGUAUCUACUACACCCGCAGGAGUCAGCCACCCUACCUCAUCCCCAUGGUGAAGCUCUACAUGGACCAUACCAACGACUUAGAGUUCCUUGCGCAAAUUAUUGAUAAGCUAGAAGAAGAGUUCCUGUUUUGGGAGAAUGACCGUUCAGUUGAGUUGCAAGACCGAUCUGGCAAGACCCACACUGUGGCCCAGUACCGUGUCAAUAUUGGGGGGCCUAGACCAGAGUCUUACAGGGAAGAUUACAAUUUGGCUCAGCAGUUGCCAACAGAGGAACAAGAGGACUUGUAUGUACAGAUGAAGUCAGGUGCCGAGUCUGGCUGGGACUACUCUACCCGCUGGUUCAUCAAUAACAACACAAAUAAAGGUACAUUGUUGAAUGUUAAUGUAACAUCCAUCGUGCCUGUGGACCUCAACAGUCUGCUGUGUAUGAACGCCCGGAUCCUCAGCCAGUUUUACAUUAAGCUGGGAAACUACAGCAUGUCAAAGCUUUAUAAAGACAUAGCCGAUCAGAAGAAUGAGACCAUGGCCAAGAUAUUCUGGGACGAUACAGAUGGAACUUGGUAUGACAUUGAUAUAAAUGCCGAUGGAAAGAGAAGGCACUUCUACUUGUCCAACAUUCAUCCCAUCUGGAGUGACUGUUAUGGACAGGAAGGUCCCCGUGCCCACACUAUUGAGAAAGUCAUCAAAUACCUCAAGAAGAAUGAUGUUCUUAAAUAUAAGAGCGGUGUGCCUACUUCCCUCGAGAAAAGUGGGCAGCAGUGGGACUUCCCUAAUGCAUGGGCACCACUCCAGCACUUAAUCAUCAUGGGACUGUACGAGGCCCGCUCUAUCCACCACGAAGCUGAGAGUUUAUCCUUUAGCUUGGCUGAGAAGUGGAUCAGAACUAACUGGCAGUCCUAUCAACAGUCUACACCUCAUGCCAUGUUUGAAAAGUACAACGUGAGUGUGAUGGGUCUACCAGGAGGUGGUGGAGAGUACGACGUUCAGGUGGGCUUUGGCUGGAGCAAUGGUGUAGCCCUACGUCUGCUGGAUGUCUAUGGGGACCGUCUAACUGCCACUACAGGAGGAGCCGUAGCACCCAGGACUGCCUCUCUAUGGAUCAUACUCCUGAUUAGUUUCUUACCCUUAGGAAUACGAUCACUCUUUGGCACUCCUUAAAAUGAUUGUGGAGUAUGAUUACAUCUCUAAUGUGGUUCAUUUAGUAUUGAUGGGAUCACUUGGACACGAGUGUGGUAAUCAAUAUGUUGGAGUGGGUGAAGUGUAACAAGUAGAGGUCAGUUAGUUUGAUCGCUCUGUCUUGGUCACCAAUGAUUCUUAUUUGUAUAUACUGGAAGAAAUGAGUCGAAGGUGUUCUAAUGUCUACAAGUGAUAAAAAUGUGUUUAUCAAAUUGGGCCUUCAACAGGAAAUACUUUUUAUUUUAAAGUUUUGUCCUCUCACUUACUACUUACAGUUAGUCAUUCAUUUGCAUGGUGCAGGACAUCAGCUAUAAAACUCAGAGACUUUGUUAUUCUACGAUAUAUCCUGCCUCUUGUUUUUAUUUAUUACAUCAACCAGAUAUUGACAAUUCUUAAGAUAAAAUGGAACUCGGAUUUUGCUAACAACAUGUGUCAUUAUUUUUUAUCUAUAUACGAGGUGUGAUCCAAAAGUUCCUAAACUGGCUUCAUAAAAUCUUUGUUUUUCAAGAUAUUACAGUGAAACUUUAGUCACACUCAAAAUAGUCUCCAUUCAAUUCAAUUCAACUCAAUUCAGAGGCCUCAGUGCAGUGCUGAAUCUGCUCCUCCUACUUCUGGAAGCAGAUCUGGAAGUCCUCAUUGGUGAGGCUGGAGAGCACCUUCUGCGAUAUUUCCUGGAUCUCCAUUCUGUCCAUGAACUUCUUCCCUUUGAGGUUCAACUUGAACUGGAGUGUAUGGAGGACCACUGGAAUUCCGUGCUUUGCCAGAAAAUCAUUCACAGAGAGGGCAGAGUGCGCAGGUGUGUUGUCCUGGUGAAGCAGCCAAUUGCCGGUCGUCAGUCAGAAUCCGGUUAACAUUUCUAUAGGAGAAGUGCAGUCACUCUGUAAUCUCACAGAUGGUCACCCUACCAUCUUCAUGGACAAGCUGGUCAUUUUUCUGGACAUUUUCAUCAUUUCUCUCAGUGGAAGGCCGCCCAGAACGAUGCUCAUUUUCUUUGAAGUGCUUGUGCCACCUGAAAACUUGUAGGCUUCCUUGAUCAUUUCAUGGGUUUUUGCACCAUUUUUUCCUAUUCUGAAGCCAAAUCUGAUGGCACAGCAUUGCUCAAUACUUCCCUCCAUGUUGGGGGUCGAGUGCCGACUGACUUGACUUAGCAGAUAGGCCGGUACACACACUCACAGAAAACUUCACUACAGCCGGCUGGCGCCACAGAUUCCCGCCAAAUCGACGCGGUAAACAACUUAUACCCAAGGUGAGUAACUGCUGAUGAUUCGAUUUUGAUCUCUGCUAAGAGAAAGGUUUUAUGAAACCAGUCUUGGAACUUUUGGAUCACACCUUGUAGAUUAUUGGUUCACAAGAUAAUUAAGGGGCUUAAUUAUUAGAUAUAUUCCUAUCUGUUUAACAUAAACUAGGAGCAGUUAAAGGGGCCAAUGGAAAGAGUGGUUAUAGUUUUGGUCUCUGCUUUUUCUCUCAAUAAACUUGUUUAUAUUUAUUAUUUGUGAGGCAUCCUAAGAGAGUUUAUACCUAUUGUUAUGUUAAUGAUGUAAACUACUGUACUGGCAGCUUUAAGUAAAAACCAUGAUCAUUCUUAUUGGAUAGUGAUGUAUAAGUGAGGGGAUGAGUGUGUUUAUAAGAGAGUUCUUGAAGUAUUAAGGAAGGGCUUUAAUGUAGACUUACUUUUCUUGUAGUUUGAAACUCCUUGAAAUAUUUGUGGGUUUGUUUACUCUGUAAAUGUUGCAUGAUCGUUGCUUUUGACUCAAGGCAAUCAAUGCAUUUUAUCAUGGAUCCUGAGGCUACAUUUAAACCUAAAUGAUAAAUACUGUAUCUAAUUUAUUAUAGCACCACAAGAAAGAUUCGAUAUUGCAUCAUAUUUCUUUAGGGAAUAUGAGUGACAAUCUACCUUCUCUUUGAAGAAGAAAUUCUCAUCUCUGUUUCUGUUAACGGAAAUAUAAGAUCGAGAUAUGUGACUACUGUACUGUUUGUACAGUAGAAUGUUCUGUUUUAUUGCACAGUGUCGAAGGAUUCAGUCACACACGUAUUGCUUAUAAUGCACCUUGUCUAUAUGUCUUUUAGAUUUUAUUUAGUCUUUUUGAUCUCUUAAUGUGAUGUUUCUAUUGUUUAUAAUUGAUAAGGCAUUAUAUUACUAACAGCGCCAAGACCAUUUAUAAGCUGUAUGAUGUUAGUAUUCUUUAAUGUUUGAUAAGUCAUAUGUUAGUACAGGAGCGGAGCCUUAUUGUACUGUAUAUUCUGAGAUGGAUUAGUCCAGAUUUCUUGCCAUUCAGAGAUAAGUAUUCAUACAAGUACUGAUAUCUCAUUUUGUCUACAAGUAUGUUUCCUUUAAAGCCAACUGGAUACCAAGUAAAAAUCUCUUGCAGAUCAUCUGGAUCUCACUAGCUUGUUUUGCUUAAGGUGACCUCAGAUGGAUUCUUAAGGUUCUCUGAGCAGCACUAAAAGGCAACUACAAGGAGCAGCCUUAGAGUCUUUUGUAUUACUGGCUCAUGACCAGUGAUUAGGAUGGGUCCCAAGUGAGAGUUCAGGGUCUGCAACAGUUUGCUGGAAAGAACUCUUAAUAAACAAAAUAUAAAAAGUUAAAGCUUCUCUUAUGGGUAAUUUUAAAUACGGGUAAUGCAAAAAUUUGAGUGGCAUUUUUUUUCACAUUUUGGGAUCUAAUUAUCAGAUACUGAUAUUAUUUUUUGAUACAUUAAAUUAAUAAUUAGUAUUAUAAAUUUGUGGUCAGGCAUUGAUUACAUUGUAUCACCACUUUUGCAAGAUUUUGAGCAGUAGAAAGAAUCAGAAGAUAUUGCCAUUUGAGUUCUUUCCAGCAACUUGGUAGGCAUUUUUUAAUUCCUAAGUGGUGACUAUCUGAAGUACAUGCCAUGCAAGUGCUUCUUCUCGUUUACCAGAUUGGCUUUACUAUUUGUGAGUGCUAGUUAAAAUUGGCUUUACUCUGUUAGAGUUAGCAGUGAUAACUUCCAGUCUCUGUUGUCUUUGAAUCUUUAUAUUUAGCCAUUGUUUAGAUGCUUCAGCUUCUAAACAUGAAAACACAAACACUCCUCACAGACUAUACACUGUUUACACUAUCUGAAUCCAUAGUUCUCCUUAUACACUUGCAUUGUAGGGGAGGGAAUUAUCCAUGGAAAGUUUAUAGUAAAGUGCUGUUAAUAUAUAUUAUAUUGUAAUUAUACCAUAAACAUUUAUGGAAAUCUGAAUUUAUAGAUGAGAAACAAAAUAAUGAAAAGCUAAUUUAAACAAUUGAAUAGUUCUUUGUCAAAUUUAGGUGAUUUAUUACAGUACAGUAUACUGUACUUAUCCAUAUGAUAUUUAUUAUAAAAGUUGAUUUAUGUGAUAUCCAUCAAUAUAAUCAGUAUAGCUUUUAGUAAAAAAUGGCACUGAGGUUAUAAAAUAUCAAAAGUUUAUCAUUCCAAUGCUUUUUUGUGGAUUGUGUAGUGCACUGGUUCAUCUUGUGUAUGGGAUCAUGUCCAUUAUCUUCACAGCCACAUUCCUGUUUCAUAUUUUGGUAAACCCUUUCCUACCCCAAGACCAAUACAUUCAUUGCAGAUAAAAACAAAUCAACAUGCCCCUCUCAUGCUUACAAACAUGUUGAUUCUUCCUUUUCAUGCUUAUAUUUGUGAUAAUCUGUACUUUAAUUAGAUUUAACCUUCCUUGUGGAGCCAUGACUGGUCUUCUCACAAGCUGGUGAUGAGGCAUGAUUCAUGGUGUGCCAAAGAGCUUUUCAUAGGAAGGCAAAAGGAACCAAAUGUAGUUUAACUGAUUACCCAUUGUUCGAGUCAGUUGGCCAUAUUGUUUGUCACCUCAAAAUUGGCAUUGAAACCCACAAAUGGAAAAUUAAUUAUAUAAGACGAAACUUUAAUCAAACUAGAAUCUUUAUCAGUUUCAUGUUGAUUAUGGUUUGAAUAAAAUUUUGUGUAUCGUCUAAUAUACACUGAUUUUCUAACUAUGGGGUUUAAUAUAAUCUAUUUUUACAUCACUGUGAUUGCGUCAUCUACCUCCAGUGUUGUAGACCUACUACAGGGUGGUUGAAUGUCAUGUGUGGUUUCCAAAUAUACCUUUGGCAUUUUAUAUAUGCUGUGCUCAACCAUAGGUCACAGACCAAAUGUUUGUACGCAUGUAAAACAUACUAAGCAUUUUGUAUGGCUGUAGUUUAAAGGUGUAUGUUAUACUUAACUACACUGUAAGCUUACAACAGUGGAGGUGUUUGAAAAUCUAGCCAAGUCUGAUAUCUCAGCCAAAGUUUGAGGCAUUGGCAGCCAGCACUGACGCCCGAGGAAGAGCGAUACAGACCUGAACCUCCAAGAUGAUAAUUGAUUUACAUCUUGGAGAUGUAUUUAGAAGGAGGUAAUGGCUAUACAUAAUUAGGAGUUUAAUGAUCAGUUAAUGACAUCACAGUUUUAGUUUUGUCAGUACUGUACAGUAGUUCAGAAAGUGGUGAAUAUGGCAAAAUCAUCUUUAUUAACAAUUGUGCAAAAUUUUAUGAAUGAAGCCAGGCUAGCUCAUCUUCUCCUGUGUACUGUAAGAUUUAAAUACACUACUGUACACUCUUAAGUAUGAAUAGCUUUUACCGCAUGAAAUAUUAGACAAUAGGUCUGAGCUUAAGUGCCAUGGCUGCAAUCUACAGUAUUGACACUCUUUGAAAUCUCGAUCAUAUUGCAUCGAGUUUAAGAGUGGUUGUUGGUGUUUCAAAGAGAGUACGGUAGUGAAUAAUAAUACCGUGCUCAUUUCAUGCUGAUUAAGGCAUCAACCACUGUCUUUGUAUUUGUCGUCUAUUCAACAGACAUAUCGAACAUUUCCACAAAUCUGCACAAACUCUGGAUACUAGGAAGGUGCAACUCAUAGUGGACUGUAUGUGUGUGUGUAGUCUUUCAUUAUAUUGUGUGGUAAAUGAAUGAAAAAUGUAUGAAAUAGCUGUAGAAGAGACCGGAGAGCUUAUGUGGUGGUGAUACACUGUGUAAUAAUAAUCAUAUCCUACAGUGAUGACCAAACCAUGAGUUAUUCAUUCUCAUCAGAAAAUGUUUCACCGAGUACUUCUUAAGUUAUGAUCAGUAGGAUUUGUCUGAAUAUUAUGAAAAUAUUAUAGAAUUACAAGUAUGUAAUCAUUUAAUUGAGUUUGAAAUUGUGAUAUUUUAUGGGGAUUCCUAUUUCAGAGAUAAAAGUACCGCCAUAAUAUAAGACUUAUACAACAGACACACUCGGCUGAGCACUGCAGUCACUGUAGCGGCACAACACUGAUUCUCUCAAAGUUCGCUGCCUCUACUCUCGUAUCAUAUUAACACACUAAGUGUUAGAAAACUUUAAAAUUUGUGUAGUACAAUAAUUAGGUAUUGAUCCAGGGCCUAAAGUAAACAUUAGUGACACUUACUUGAAAGCUGUGGUCAGUGUUGCUACUCCGUGAGUGCACGGCUCAACUAGGGCCAAUUAUCUUUAUAUGAGUCUAAGUAUAUUGUCUAUGUGUUCUGUACAUUAUAACUUCUCUACGUUGUUGUGGUCGUGCAGUGUGAUGAUGAUGUCUGUGUGCUGGCAGUAGUGAUAAGCCUUGGUUCAUCAAUUAGAUAUUUGAAUUCAGUAGAUAAAGCAGUGUUUUAUAAGUACCCCUGUAUUCACUUUCAUCAUAGAAAAAUUAUCUUGCUGUGAAUGAUGAAAAUGCUUUAUCACUGUCUGCCUGAGGUUGGCAUUCUUUGAUAUAUUAAAGUGUGUGUACAUUUGGUCUUAUGUAAACUAUUAGUGUACCAGUAUAUUAUGUGUAUGUUGGAAAGAGGAAUAUAGAAUAAACCUUAAAUUUUC